Messenger RNA from Ceraceosorus guamensis, 798 nucleotides. RefSeq lists its product as hypothetical. The record is from RefSeq and is a predicted model, not a curated record. The coding region runs from base 276 to 701 and encodes 141 amino acids. NCBI's taxonomy places the organism in Eukaryota, Fungi, Basidiomycota, Exobasidiomycetes, Ceraceosorales, Ceraceosoraceae. Gene Ontology annotation, molecular function: RNA binding. The transcript is spliced from 3 exons. Gene Ontology annotation, cellular component: catalytic step 2 spliceosome; U2 snRNP; precatalytic spliceosome. Gene Ontology annotation, biological process: mRNA splicing, via spliceosome.
GGACAUCUUCCGCGCAGCACGCAGCAUCUAUGGCCGUAGAGUCUGUGCGCUUCUAAGGUAACGCCGCGACCACCAUCACCAUCACAAUUACCACCACCAUCACCACCAGACACGCCUGACUUGUGCUUCGCUGAGCCGACUUAGUCGUACGCCGCUCUGUAGAUUUGGCUCAGUCGAGGCACACGUGGGCAUCUCGCCGCGCCUGUAUACUGUUCACGCAUCGGAGAGCUCAACAGAAGUGUGUGCACGCUUACUCAGCUUUCGGCGCGAUUGUAAUGAACAACAUACGAAGCACAGAAAGAAUCAAUGAGCAGGAGCUGAAGCUGGCGCUUGAAGGGGCAAGCUGGCACGAUGAGUUCAAAGACUCUGCAUACAUCUUUGUCGGAGGUUUGCCGCUGGGCCUGACCGAAGGGGAUGUCAUCACGAUCUUCUCCCAGUACGGCGAGAUCCUGGACAUAUCCUUGCCACGCGCGAAGGAGACGGGAGCAAAGAGAGGCUUUGGCUUCUUGAUGUACGAAGACCAAAGGAGUACAGUGCUGGCGGUGGACAACCUCAAUGGCGCCAAAGUGCUGGAUCGCAUCAUUCGAGUGGAUCACGUCAAGGACUACAAAGGGCCAACCGAAAAGGAUGAUGAGGGGAAUAAGAUCGAGCGCACUGAGCCAAGUCGGAAUGCUGCGCCAGUCGUUCUGAAUAGUGAGUGAGGGUGUGCACGAACUAUCAGCGCCUCGUUCGUAGCAGGGCUCGCCGGGAAGUGUGCGGCCUUCUCAUCGAUUGCAUCCGCGAGGCUGAAUAGCAGAC